GUCAUUCUGUCUCCCCCCAAAACAUGAUGGAUUUCAACACCCGUUUGAGCUCUACUACACAUUCAACUAUACCUCAAAAUUUCAACACCACCAUCCAUAACCAUAACCUCAUGAUGGAUUUUCCUCUUCCACACAUUACAACCACAUGAAGAGAACAACAUCCACCAUCAUCUCCUAUCUUACAACACAUUCCCUUUCUUCAUCAUUCUCCUCCGCCGCUAAAAACUUCUCAACAACCCCUCGCCCAUUUCCCGACUAUUCCCCACGAAAUCCUUCUAUCUCCGACACCGACCUCGUCCGCCGCGUAACCACUACCCUCAAACGCCGCCAUCUCGAACCCUUCCGCCGCGUUCUUAAACCCUACGAAUCUCGCUUUAAACCGUCCCAUCUCAUUUGGGUUCUCAUCAACCUCAAAAACGAUUACCCACUUGUCUUAAACCUCUUCAACUGGGCAAAAUCACAAUCUCAACAACAAUUUCACCCAACUCUAGAAUCACUCUGCAUUGUUGUUCACCUCUCCGUUGCUUCAAACGACAUUCAAACUGCUAAAAGACUUGUUUUUGAGUUCUGUGCUAAGCCCAAAAUCGAUGUUUCAAAGUCUUUUCACCUUUUUACUGAGAUGUUGAUUUAUACUUAUAAAGAUUGGGGUUCACACCCUCUUGUGUUUGAUUUGUAUUUUCAAGUGCUUGUGGAAAAUGGGUUUGUUUUAGAAGCUCAGAAACUUUUUCAUAAGUUGUUACGGUAUGGUGUUGUUGUUUCUGUAGAUUCUUGUAAUUUGUUUUUGUCUAGGUUGUCUUGUAAUUUUGAGGGGAUUAAGAUUGCGGUUAAGGUGUUCGAGGAAUUUCCUGAAUUGGGUGUUUGUUGGAAUACAGUUUCGUGUAAUAUUGUUCUUCAUUGUCUUUGUCAAUUGGGGAAGGUGAGAGAAGCACAUAACCUGCUUGUACAAAUGACGGAUAGAGGAAAUUUUCCCGAUGUUGUAAGUUAUGGUGUUGUUGUUAGCGGAUAUUGUAGAAUUGGUGAGUUGGAUAAGGUUUUGAAGCUUGUCGAUGAGUUAAAAGGAAAGGGGUUGAAACCAGAUGAAUACAUUUACAAUAACAUAAUUUUACUUCUUUGUAAGAAUGGUGAAGUAGUUGAAGCGGAGCAACUGUUGAGGGGGAUGAGGAAAUGGGGUGUUUUUCCUGAUAAUGUAGUGUAUACGACUGUCAUUAGCGGUUUCUGCAAGUUGGGGAAUGUUUCGGCUGCGUGCAAACUGUUUGAUGAAAUGAGGCGUAAGAAAAUAGUUCCCGACAUUGUCACUUAUACUUCUGUGAUUCAUGGGAUUUGUAAGAGUGGGAAAAUGGUAGAAGCGCGUGAAAUGUUUAAUGAAAUGUUGGUGAAAGGGUUGGAGCCGGAUGAAGUUACUUAUACUGCACUUAUUGAUGGGUAUUGCAAGGCUGGUGAAAUGAAAGAAGCUUUCUCUGUUCACAAUCAGAUGGUUCAGAAGGGUCUGACUCCUAAUGUUGUCACUUAUACUGCAUUGGCUGACGGUCUAUGUAAGAACGGAGAGAUCGACGUAGCGAAUGAGCUUCUUCAUGAGAUGUCUAGAAAAGGACUUCAACCGAAUGUCUACACGUAUAAUACGAUCGUUAAUGGUCUUUGUAAGAUAGGAAAUAUAGAACAAACAGUUAAACUUAUGGAAGAAAUGGAUCUGGCAGGGUUUUAUCCCGACACUAUUACAUACACUACACUCAUGGAUGCAUAUUGUAAGAUGGGGGAAAUGGCCAAGGCUCACGAGUUGCUGCGGAUUAUGCUCAAUAAAAGACUUCAACCUACACUUGUUACAUUCAAUGUGCUAAUGAAUGGAUUUUGCAUGUCUGGGAUGUUGGAAGAUGGUGAAAGGUUAAUCGAAUGGAUGUUGGAGAAAGGUAUAAUGCCAAAUGCCACGACAUUUAAUUCUCUUAUGAAGCAGUACUGCAUUAAAAAUAACAUGCGAGCAACUACCGAGAUUUACAAGGCUAUGCACGAUCGAGGAGUGAUGCCUGACAGUAACACUUAUAAUAUUUUGAUCAAAGGGCAUUGUAAAGCUAGAAAUAUGAAAGAAGCAUGGUUCCUGCAUAAAGAAAUGGUUGAAAAAGGAUAUAGUGUCACUGCGGCUACCUAUGAUGCACUUAUAAGAGGUUUUUAUAAGAGGAAGAAAUUUGUGGAAGCUAGGAAGUUGUUUGAGGAGAUGAGAAAACAUGGUUUGGUUGCUGAGAAAGAUAUAUAUGAUAUUUUUGUCGAUGUGAACUAUGAAGAAGGGAACUGGGAAAUAACUCUCGAGCUUUGUGAUGAAGCAAUAGAGAAAUGUCUUGUUAAGGAAACAUAGUUGAUUUUUUUCUGCAGUUUAUGACAGAAUUAUCAGGGACAAUAUUUGUUGUCUAUAUAUGCUUCUUUAUUGGUGGUUCAGUUGAAAGUAACUUCGACAUCAUAACAUUUGAAGCACAUGCACGGACACCGUUCACACAAAAGUUCUUGUUCAUAUCACAAGACACAAGUUCAGUUGCAUGCUCCCUUCCUAUCAUGUAUCAAACUUGUUAUAUAUUUUCUAACAUGACAUAACAUAUAUGAUGAAACCUUAACAAUUCUCAUCACAUGAACUUUUAACCAUGUCUUCUUCUUCAUGGCUAACUUCUCCUUCAUGCACCCUUUUACCUACAGAUCCAUCUUCCUCUACACCACAACUCAUACUUCAAUGGUUAACCUUUCUUUUCCUAUCUGAAAUGUCCUCAAAGACUUCUCCUUUCUGCUCUUGAUUCCCUCUCCCUCUUAGCUUUUGCAGCUCACAAACUCUAUUCAAGAAUCAACUCAAAUUCCAACAAUAACUCUUCAAUCACAAAACCACUUCUGAAAGAGAAAGACUCUAACUAUAGAGUCACUCUUUGGUUCAAACUACCCUUGUUGGUAACUACCAUUUUGGCUAUAACUUAAACUGUUCUAGGAAUAUUGGCUUUUACUCAAACCAAUAACCUUUCUUCAUGGAAACAAAUAGAAGCACCUUUUCGGUUGUUUCAAGCUGUAGUCAACAUAGUAAUAGUGAUUCUAAUGUUACACGAGGAAAAGUUCAAAUCUUCCAAACACCCUUUAUCCCUAAGAAUCUAUUGGAUAGUAAACUUUGUGAUUGCUUCUUUGUUUGCUAUUUCAGCUGUUUUCCGAAUUGUAAAUACCAGUGAGGAAAAAAUGGAACUUAGUUUGAGAAUAGAUGAUAUAUUCUCAUUGGUUAAUCUUCCAUUAUCUGCGUUCUUUUUUGUCAUAUCCAUUAGAGGGUCAUCAGGGAUUCUUGUGAUAAGAAUAUCCGAUGUAGUAGCGACAUAUACAUCAGUUCCGACUGAUGGAAAUUUGAGUCCUUAUGCUGGUUCUUCAUUUUUGUCCAAAACAGUUUGGUUUUGGAUGAACCCUUUGAUUAAUAACGGUUACAAAACUCCCCUUAAACUAGAAGAUAUUCCUUCACUUCCUCUUGAAUUUAGAGCAGAAAAAAUGUCAGAAAAUUUUAUAAACAAUUGGCCAAAACCAGAGGAAAACAGUAAGCAUCCAGUUAUGGUAGCCUUAUUUAGGUGUUUUUGGAAACACAUAGCUAUCACUGGCUUCCUUGCAGUGAUUAGGCUUUGUGUUAUGUAUAUUGGUCCACUGUUGAUUCAGAGUUUUGUUGAUUUUACAUCAAGGAAAGAUAGUACUACUAGUGAAGAUAUUAUUUUGAUAUUGAUCCUUUUUGCAGCAAAAUCAGUUGAAGUACUGAGUGUCAUCAAUACAACUUCCACUCGCAGAAAAUCGGUAUGCUUAUUCGUUCGAGCAUAAUCACUUUGGUUUACAAAAAGGGUCUAAGAUUGUCAAGUUCUUCAAGACAAGCUCAUGGAACAGGACAGAUAGUGAAUCACAUGUCUGUUGAUGCUCAACAACUCUCAGAUAUGAUGAUGCAGCUUCACCCUAUAUGGUUGAUGCCAUUGCAAGUAGCUGUGGCAUUGGAUAUCCAAUUUCAAUGGCAAUGAGUGAUGUGAAGCUUAUUGGCAAAUGGUCAAGUCCUUAUGUGACAAGGGUGAAGAUUGCCCUUAACAUCAAAUCCCUUGAAUAUGAAAACUUUGAAGAGAAUGAAACCUUUAACCCCAAAAGUGAUAUUCUUCUUCAAUCCAACCCUAUUUAUGGCAAAGUCCCAGUGCUUAUUCACCAAGAUAGACCAAUCUGCGAGUCUCUCAUCAUUGUUGAAUAUAUAGAUGAAACAUGGUCCAGUGCUCCUUCUAUUCUCCCUUCUGAUACUUAUGAUAGAGCACUUGCAAGAUUCUGGGCUGCUUAUAUAGAUCAAAAGUGGUUUCCUCCUAUGCAAAGCAUAAUUACUGUUGAAGGAGAGGAUGAAAGAAAGCCAUAUUUUGAGGUAUUGGAAGAAGUGGUCGAGAGGAUGGAGGAAGCUUUUGACAAAUGCAGCAAAGGAAAGCCCUUUUUCGGUGGUGAUAGGAUUGGUUAACUUGAUAUUGCAUUUGGUAGCUUUUUGGGAUGGCUUAGUGUGAUUGAGCAUGAGUAUGAAAGGAAAGUGUUGGUUGAAGAAAAGGCUCCUAGUUUGGUGAAAUGGGCUGAGUUUUGCUUCUGACCCUGCUGUGAAGGGGCUUAUACCUGAGACUGGGACUUGUUAAGCUUUCCAAAGCUCUUCAGAUCAAGUGGAGAGCUGCUAUUGGCAAGAAAUAGAGUUUGGGACUUGGAAAGGCUUGUUCAAAUGUUGUUGUAUGAUGAACUUGAUGAAAGAAUAAUAUUUAAUAUGUGGAAUUGGUUUCUUCUACUAUCUUUAGUCCUUAUAGGUUGCACUCUGUUCUAUAUUAAGCAGCUAUUGUUUUGCUUUGAUAGUUUUGUAUCGUGAAAAUGGAUUCUAUACAAUCAACGGUCACUACAAUCAAUGAUCUCAGCCGUUGAUGGGGAUUAGAUAAUUGAAAUUUUUUAGUUUUAGUUUAGCCGAAGUCAACAAUCUGAAUCAUAGAAUCUGUAUUGGACGAUCGAGAUGACUGAUUGCAGUGGCUACAAACAUUAUUGAAGAAACUGAUUCCCUAUAGUCAAAUAA
Messenger RNA from Medicago truncatula (barrel medic), 5056 nucleotides. RefSeq names its product pentatricopeptide repeat-containing protein At1g05670, mitochondrial. Lineage: Eukaryota; Viridiplantae; Streptophyta; Magnoliopsida; Fabales; Fabaceae. The transcript has 2 exons. The record is from RefSeq and is a predicted model, not a curated record. The coding region runs from base 146 to 2344 and encodes 732 amino acids. Gene Ontology annotation, molecular function: protein binding; mRNA binding.